Closterium sp. Yama58-4 is the source of this 291-nucleotide messenger RNA. NCBI's taxonomy places the organism in Eukaryota, Viridiplantae, Streptophyta, Zygnematophyceae, Desmidiales, Closteriaceae. The record is from the annotation of a GenBank genome assembly.
AUGGCGGCCUCGACGGACGGCCGCGAUGGCGUCUCAGGGCCGUCGCCUUACGCCCCCGGACGACGCGUUGCUGUGGGCGCGACCACCACUAAAGUCGCGACUGCCAGACCGCAGCAGAAGAUGAGGCGAGCGCAAUGGACGACUUGCCAUGCGCGCGGAUCAUGCAUGUCCAUGAAGCAGGUGCUACUAGCGCAGCUGGGGUGGUGUGUGGAGGGCAUGGAUGAAGGGUUAUUUGAAAAGGCUCUGCAGCUCAAGAGGCGGUUCGAAAGCACUGCCCAAGGCACCGGGUAG